Messenger RNA from Dermacentor silvarum, 5372 nucleotides. RefSeq names its product chaoptin. Bases 330 to 4124 code for a protein of 1264 amino acids. The record is from RefSeq and is a predicted model, not a curated record. The transcript is spliced from 10 exons. Gene Ontology annotation, molecular function: protein binding. Lineage: Eukaryota; Metazoa; Arthropoda; Arachnida; Ixodida; Ixodidae.
UCGAGCGCAUCGGAAGUGUUGGCGCUCGUGGACUUCGCGGUGCUUCCUUUGCCGGUGAAUGUGUUGCUUGUUAUAUUUUAAUGUAGUGCUUGUUCUACGUGUGAAGCUUCGGCCUUUGAAGACUGCGCUGUCUGUCACCAAUGCGCUACGUCGGAAUUACUGUACCCGGUUUCUUCAUUCGUUGCUCGGUUCGAUUUCAGCGGCCCUCAACAGGCAUACGACCCUUCUGGGAGUGAGUUGGACAACGUGUGCGGUUUAAACCGUUCAUUUCGCCUCGAUGUGACCCGCGGAAACAACUUGCUGCCCUCGCGAUUAAUGCACCUUCUCCAAUGACGCCUCUCGAAACAUCGACACCACUCAGAAAACGAAGAAACAACUCGCACAUGCUGGCUGUGGCCGUCCUGUGGUGCGCACUGCCGCUCUUGCAGCCGUCGCAGUGCUCCACGCACCAGCAGCCAUGCGCCUUCAAUCGCCUCUGCCUGUGCAGCCACGAGGUGGUGCGCGACGUGGUGUGCGUCGGGGUGCCGUUCUCCACCUUUCCCACCACCAUCGGCGAUUGUGAGAACGGGCAGGUGACGCUGGUCCGCUCGGGCCUCGAGGUGUUGCAGAAUGACUCGCUGGCCGGCACGCGGUUGUCCACGCUGCGGCUGAUGCACAACUCGCUGAGCCGCAUCCUGCCGUGUGCCUUCUGCGGCGCCGAGGACAACCUCGUCUCUCUGGACCUGAGCCACAACGCACUCGCGCAGGCGCCGCUGCACGCCCUGAGCCACCUGCGCCAUCUGCAGUGGCUCAACCUGCAGUCCAACCGCAUCGACGACUUGCGCCGCGCGGACUGGGACGAGCUGUCGCGCACCGUCCGCCUCAGGAGCUUGUUCCUCGGGGGAAACAGUAUCAAGGUCGUCCGUGACGGCCUGUUCUCCAACAUGAGCGAGCUGGCGACGCUUGAGCUGGACCGCAAUCUGCUGUCUGAAGUCGUGGGCUCUCCAUUUCCGGAGUCUCUCACGCGCCUCAGCCUGGCGCACAACCUGCUCGAGCAUCUGCCGCGGCACGCGCUGCGCAAGCUGUGCUCUCUAGCGGCGCUUUUCGUCGGAGGAAACCUGCUGAAGACCUUGCCGGCCACGUGGUUCUUACCCACGCGCCAUCUGGAUCAGUUGGACCUCAGCCGAAACCUCAUGGAUCGCCUACCCGAGAAACUGUUCAAUGGUUCGGUGUACCUGCGCGACCUGCACAUGGAGUUCAACUUCAUCACCGAGCUUCCAGUGGGCCUGUUCCGCAGCGUCUCCGUGGAGCGACUCUCGCUGGCCAACAACAGGAUGGCUGGCAUCGCAGAACACGUCUUUGGUGGGCUCGAGUCUGUCCUCGUCGUGCUAGAUUUGAGCUUCAACCUGUUCCGCCGCUUUCCGGACGCAGUCCGAGCACUCAUGUCGCUUUCGGUGCUCUACCUGCGCGGCAAUUCGCUCACUUCGCUCGAACCGGCCGACGUGCAGAGCUUCAGAGCCACGCUCGAAGUCCUAGACCUUUCUGGAAAUCGGUUCGACCGCGUCCCGUCCAGUGCCUUACGAACAACCGAGCGCUUGAGCCGUCUAAGUCUGCAGGACAAUCGCAUACAGACGAUCCGUGGCGAAGACUUCGAGUCGUGGGCACGAAACCUGACAACACUCAGCCUGGCCAAUAACGGAAUCCGCACCCUUUCCAAGGACACGUUUGUCCACUUGCCGCGGCUCAGAGAGCUCAAGCUGUCCUUCAAUGGCAUCCACUUCGUAGACCACCACGUGUUCCUGCCGCUAAGGCCCACGCUCGAAGUCCUGGAGCUCAGCUCCGCGCUGGGGCAGCGCUUCCUACCGCUGGAGCUCAUUCGCCACAUGAAGCGCGUCCAGUGGCUCCAGCUGGACCACAACCAGAUGCUUAACCUCACAGACUCGUACCUGCAGGGCUUGCCGUCGCUGGUACACUUCGACCUGGAAGGCAACAGGAUUGGCUACAUUACUCCCGGCUUCUUCAAAGAGCCCAUUCACCAGAGGCUCAACAGGGUAGUGCUCGCUCACAACGCCCUCACUUCGGUGGACACCGGCACGUUUAAGAACUUGUCCAGGCUGGCAAACGUCGUGCUUCUGGGAAACAAAAUACGCGUCUUGAGGCGCGGCGCCUUUAAAGACCUCCCAAGGCUUCACAAUGUCGUUCUAUCCAGAAACAGGAUCGACACCAUAGAGGCGGGUGCGUUCAACAAUGUCUCCAAACUCUCGAGCCUUCUGCUACAGCACAAUAAUCUGACGUCGUUCAGCCUGGAUUGCCUCUACGGAUCCAGAAGCGGCGCUCUCUUAUUGAACCUCUCUCAAAACUCCCUAGUUUCACUUGACGCUAAAUCAGAUGUCGAAGAUUCGCCGUCCAAUGAGACACGGGACUAUGGCGUGCACACUUUAGAUGUGAGCCACAAUCAGCUGACCAACAUUGACGACGUUUUCCUGACCAGCGUGGGCUCUUCCUUGCUCAAUUUGCAUGUGUCUAACAACAAGAUUCCAGGACUGAAUGGUCUCUUCGGGACACUCGGCGUUCUCCAGACCUUCCAUGCAGAUCAUAAUGCUAUUUCCAACGUAAGCUUCGGCGCUUUCCAAGAGUCACCGAAUCUGCAGGUGAUCGUCUUGAGCGACAACAGGAUUGAAUCCAUCAACGAAUUCGCAUUUGGGAACCUGACGAGGCUGCGUGUCGUCGACCUCAGUCGCAACCGGAUCUCCUCCAUCCCAGAGGAUGCCUUCGAGAAUACGGCUCUAGAGCGGCUCAACCUCUCCUUCAACAACCUCAGGCAUUGCAGCUCAUUCGCAGCCAUCAAAGGCACGCUUCGUGUCCUUGACCUGUCUAGCAAUCGCAUCUCCAGCAUCGGCGCCGAUCAUUUCGAUGGUUUCCGAAGCAUCUUGGCACUGAACCUUUCUCGGAACCAGUUAACCGUCAUCGACGAAGACUCCUUCAGCGGCCUGGGCCAAUUGAUGCACCUGGACCUGGCCCACAACCCACUGUUCACUGUGAACAGAGCAUGUCUCCAACCGCUAAAGACUCUGGACACCCUCAAGUUGAGGAACUGCAGCCUGGCCAGACUUCCGCCAUUCCACUUGAAAAGGUUGUUGACGCUGGAUGUGGCGGAGAACUUCCUGUUCAACCUGUCUUCCGACGCAUUCCGGCACCUGAGAAGCCUCCGAGAGCUGGAUGUGUCCCGCAAUCUCCUCGAGUCGAUGCCCCGCCACCUGUGGCAGUUUCUGCCCCUGCUGCGCUCGCUGGAUUUGUCGGGUAACCCAAUCUCCUCGUUGGCGACCGACAGCUUCGCAGGCGCCCAUGGCCUCCAGUCUCUGGACAUCAGGCGUCUCCAGCUCAAGUUCUUAGACCCCAGAUCGCUACACGGUCUCAGGUUCCUGAAGAGUCUUCGCACGACCAGCUACGGGUCGGUGCGCUCGUUCCGGCUCCAGGAGCUGGUGUCACAGCUGCACUCGCUGCGUCGAGUGCUGGUCGAAGUGGAGGAACCGGUGCUCUCGCACCAGCUCCAGUGGGCAUUCGGCGCCAAGCUCAGCGAACUCACAGUGACGGGGCGUCAGCUACGCGUGGUCUUUCCCGAUGCUCUGCUCGGCUUACAUGGCAGCCACGAGCUGGUGCUGAGGCUGACUGGCACUAGCAUCCGGCGCCUUCCCCCUGGCCUACUUCGCUACCUGGCCGACGUGCGCUACCUGACGCUCGACCUCCGCGGCAACUUGCUCUCGUCCAUCGGACCCGAGGUCCUGAGACCGCCGGGUGGCGAAGACCUGGGCUACUGGAGAGGCACGCAGCACUUGGCCGGUGGCAUCCGGCUGGAGGACAACCCGUGGGUGUGCGACUGUCAGCUCCUGUGGCUGAGCCGCUGGCUGCGCCGCUGGUUGCGGGAGACGCUCCGUGUCCAGAUGCUCCACUUCGACGCCGCCAUCUACGUGCACAACCUGGCCCGGCAGAGCGAGUGCACUUACCCGGGGGGACAGGUGCGCAAGCCGCUCAUCGACCUCCAGGAGGAUGACUUCCAGUGCACGUCGUUCGCCGGCCACGUCAUCGCGCCGAACCUCAUUUGGACAGCGAUGCUCGUCACGAUGGCGCUCAAGGGCAUUUCGUGACGCAUUGGCUCCAAGAGCGACGUGCGCGGACACUUGAAUUCAUAACCCUCGAGUGUACUCAGUCCAGAGGGGAGGAAUUUAGUGGAAAAUCUGUUGCAUUUUGUUGAUUGACUGGACGAAUGUGCUCACUGAACGGCGUGGCUUCUGGGCUUGUUUAAUUCAAGUCGAAAUGAUCGUUUGGUUUCGACGUGCGUUUUUGCGCGAGCAAGUUUGUGCCUGUGGUGGUGAGCGUAGUAAAAGAAGAGACGCGCUUUCUUUGUGGCAGCCAGUAGCGUGAGGAGAAUGGUUUUGCGAAAAGUAGAAACACAAGUGGAAACACCAGCUCAUGACAAUCGUUGCCAAAUACAGAGGCCUCCAGACACGGUGGUGUGCAUCAGCCCGUGAUCGGCGGCCAGCGCUUCCAAGAGGACGUUUGUGGAAUGCCUUGAGUGACAUUUGCUCGUAUUGCGGCCUGUGUUUGUGAGGACACUUUGCUGGCGCGAAUACUGAAUGCCAGAACUAACACAGGAUGAGUACAAGGACCGCUCAUCUGAGCUACUAUCGAAUUUAGCUCCAUCCGUUAGCAUUAAGAGGAAGCUUACCCUCGUCAGUUCCUAUCCGAAUAUAUGAGAACAGAGGAAUCGAUUUGCUCAACAUCCACUGAUCUUGAAUACGUUACACGUUACUUGAUAUUUUGAGAAGAAAGAUAAGAUGCUACUUAUCAGAUUAUGGUAUAUAUUAGGACGCAGAGCAAAUUUAAGUGAGACCAGGACAGAAAAGAGCUCCACACACAACCAAAUUUAUUUGUUUUAUUUAUUUAUUUAUAGAUACUGCGAUCUGAAACCAGAUCAUAGCAGGGUGGGUAUACAUAGAAAUAUGCAAGCAUGUAAACACAUACAAAAUUAAUCAAAUAUGCAGGCAUUUUUCAAACACUGGUGAAUAAUACAUAAAAAACAUACAAGCGAAUAUACAAGCAAAUAACUCACAUAAAUUCAUAACAUUUGCAAGCAUUCUUCAAACAUUGAUAAGGAAUUCUGCGUAACAAUCUGAGAAUUAGGAUUAUUCCAGUCUGUUAUUGUCCUAGGAAAAAAAAGAAUAUUUGAAAACGUUAUUCCGUGCGUUCAAGGGGGUUAUUGAUAAAGCGUGUCUUCGUCUUGUGUUAUAGCCUGAUGAGUAAGUAAAGAACUUCGAAGUGUUAACGUUAUAAUGGCCGUUUACAAGUUGAAAGAGGAACUUUAAUCGGCAGAUACGGUUGCGCACAGUCACCGG